This is a messenger RNA of Aspergillus campestris IBT 28561, 794 nucleotides long. RefSeq names its product 60S ribosomal protein uL1. Gene Ontology annotation, molecular function: RNA binding; structural constituent of ribosome. The record is from RefSeq and is a predicted model, not a curated record. Gene Ontology annotation, biological process: translation. The transcript has 4 exons. The coding region runs from base 1 to 654 and encodes 217 amino acids. Lineage: Eukaryota; Fungi; Ascomycota; Eurotiomycetes; Eurotiales; Aspergillaceae. Gene Ontology annotation, cellular component: large ribosomal subunit.
AUGUCGAAGAUCACAGUCGCCGGAGUGCGCGAUAACGUUUCGCAGCUCCUCAACUACUCUCUCAAUGAGAAGAAGAGGAACUUCCUCGAGACCGUCGAGCUUCAGAUCGGUCUGAAGAACUAUGACCCCCAGCGUGACAAGCGUUUCUCCGGCACCAUCCGCCUGCCCACCGUGCCCCGCCCCAACAUGAGCGUCUGUGUUCUUGGUGACCAGCACGAUCUCGAUCGUGCCAAGCACCACGGCAUCGACGGCAUGUCCACCGACGACCUGAAAAAGCUGAACAAGAACAAGAAGCUCAUCAAGAAGCUCGCGCGCAAGUACGAUGCCUUCCUGGCUUCCGAGUCUCUGAUCAAGCAGAUUCCCCGUCUCCUCGGUCCCGGUCUGUCCAAGGCCGGCAAGUUCCCCACCCCCGUCUCCCACGGUGAGGACCUGAACAACAAGGUCACCGACGUCAAGUCGACCAUCAAGUUCCAGCUGAAGAAGGUUCUGUGCCUGGGUGUUGCCGUUGGCAACGUCGGCAUGAUCGAGGACGAGCUGGUCUCCAACGUUAUGCUGGCCAUCAACUACCUCGUCUCCCUGCUCAAGAAGGGCUGGCAGAACGUUGGAAGCCUGGUCAUCAAGGCUUCCAUGUCUCCUCCCAAGCGUCUGUACUAGACGUCUUGCGCUCUUGCGUUACGCUGGGGUUUUAGGAUCUUAGCUGUGGGGUUUUGAACGCCUUAUGUAUGGAAUGAAAAACACUCACGACUUGGUUCUACUUUUUUCUUGACACUCGUAGUCAUUCUUUUGUAUCUCAG